Messenger RNA from Neltuma alba, 2040 nucleotides. Its product is annotated as serine carboxypeptidase-like 1. The record is from RefSeq and is a predicted model, not a curated record. Bases 328 to 1719 code for a protein of 463 amino acids. Gene Ontology annotation, molecular function: serine-type carboxypeptidase activity; acyltransferase activity, transferring groups other than amino-acyl groups. Gene Ontology annotation, biological process: proteolysis; secondary metabolic process. NCBI's taxonomy places the organism in Eukaryota, Viridiplantae, Streptophyta, Magnoliopsida, Fabales, Fabaceae. The transcript has 15 exons.
GAUGAAUCAUUGAUUAAUUUCUGCCUUACACUUUUUGGACUUCCGUACACAGGUGCUUAACUGUUGAAGCUCUCCCUCUGCUUCGGGCUUAUGGUAUUCCUCGUUGCCGUCUCCGCCUCCGGCUAGAGAUCUCCACCGUUACCCUGCAGUUUCUCUUCCUCUACGAACAGUGAUUUCAUUCAUUGAAUCCUCAUCCUAAUCAGCGAACCAUCGCUUGAGCUCUCGCUUGUUCAGCUGCUACACUAUCACCACCGGCGAUUCUCUGCAUUAAGAACUCUUUGGAAUAAUCGGAAUCGCGGCGCUAACGGAGAAGGUAGUGUUCUAACUAUGGCCACGGGUUGGAGAUGGUGCUAUGUCAUCCUAGUCAUUCUACUGCUUGCUCCGUUCGUGGCUUCUUCACGUUCAGUUAUCAGGAAUUUACCUGGCUUUUCUGGUGACCUCCCAUUCAAACUUGAAACUGGAUACAUAGGAGUGGGAGAAGAAGAGGAAGUGCAAUUAUUUUACUUAUUUGUGGAGUCUCAAAGAAAUCCCUCGAAAGAUCCAAUCUUACUUUGGUUUGUUGGAGGCCCUGGUUGCUCUGCGCUUUCUGCAUUUCUUUUUGAAAAUGGACCAGUAACAGUUGACCGCAGUUCCAGUGGGGUUCUUCCAACACUUGUAUUAAACCCCUACGCUUGGACGCAGGUACUCAAUGUCAUGUACAUAGAUUUACCGGUUGGCACAGGAUUUUCUUAUUCGAAAACACAAGAAGGCUACCAUAGCAGUGAUAUGCUGUGGAUUGAGAAUACAUAUGAUUUUCUACAGAAGUGGUUUAUUAAUCAUCCUGAGUUUGGCUCAAAUCCAUUUUACAUUGGUGGUGGAUCGUAUUCAACUAUGCCAACUGUUCCUCUUGUUAAAAAAAUAUAUGAAGGUUACAGAGAAGGAAGCAAUCCGCUCAUAAAUAUCAAAGGUUUUGUGCUUGCCAGCCCAGCAACUGAUGCGUUUCUUGACUUCAACUCACAAGUUGUUUAUGCACACCAGAUGAGUCUUAUAUCGGAUGAGCUCUAUGAGUCAAUGAAGGCAAGUUGUAAUGGUGAUUAUCUCAACAUAAAUCCAAACAACACAAAGUGUGUCUCAGAUUAUGAGGAAUACUCUCGUCUGAUUCGCUACAUAUACCUAAAUCAAAUUUUGGAACCUGUUUGCAUUACGACUCCCAAUGACAAUGAAAGAAUUCUCUUGGAAGAUCCAUCAGAAGGGAUCCUCCAGUCGUUGCAGAACCUUUCAGCAUUCUGGUGUCGUGGAUAUGACCACAUGCUUGUUAACCAAUGGGCAAAUAAUGAGGAUGUUAGGAAGGCUCUUCAGAUUAGAGAGGGAACUAAAGGGGAGUUCUUGAGAUGCAACAUGAGUUUAUCAUACAAAACUCAUCUACAAAGUGUUGUUGAUUAUCAUCGCAUGCUCACUAAGACAAACCUUCAAUGUCUUGUAUACACUUCUGAUCUUGACCUGGCAAUACCACAUAUUGGUACACAAGCUUGGAUAAAGUCACUGAACUUGAAAAUAGCUGAUCCUUGGCGUGCAUGGUUUGUUGAUGGUCAAGUUGCCGGAUACACACAAAUCUACAAGAACCAUGAGUACUUCUUGACAUAUGUUGCCGUGAAAGGUGCGGGUCAUGUAGCCCAAUCAUUUAAACCUAAAGAAGCUUUCCAAAUGAUAGACAGGUGGUUCUCAUAUGCUCUUAUUUAAGGAAGACUCACUCGGGUUCUUGUCGGGUCAUAGGCCCGAAAUGUCGCUUCAAGUUAAGCGAAUCCCAAGGUUGGUUGCUGCUCAAACGCCCAAAUAUAAAUCUUAGUUUGGUUUGGCCCAUGUACAUCCGGCAACCAAUUUUUAUAUUUAGAUCGGAGGGACGUUGUUUUUAUUAUUGGUUGAUCCAACUAAUUUCUUUUGAUUUGGAGACCCUUCAAGAAGGGUUCGAAAUUUCUGUUCCAAAGCUUCUAUUGUGGCAAAACAUUUACAGCAUAUGCAAAAUAAAUAAAAGCUGGGAUCUGCAAUAUUGCAAAAUCUUAA